ACGCCCCCUGUUCGAAAAGGGGCCAAGAUUCGACGUGUGCGCUCGUGGACUCAGAGCGAGCGAGCAGAAGAUCAUUCAUUCCUCUUCUUGUUUGGAAGCUUUAUGCUUCCGGAAAGUAGAGGAGCCAUUUGUCGACUCGUGGAAUCCGUCGUCGCGUUCUGUGGCGUGGCGAGCGAGCUAACCAGCGAGCGAGCAAGCAAGCAAUCUCUGGGAGAAUUGGAUCAGAGAGUAGAGUGAAUUAUGGCAAGAGCCUCGGCGCUCGUGUCAAUUCUGAGUUCGCAAACCAUGGCUAGGAACUGCCUUUUCUCGUCCCACGUUUCAGUUUUCUCUACCCCAGUCAGUCAUUCUCCUCAGCAAUAUCUUCAGAAGCAUUUUCAGCUGCGCAGAGGCAAGAAAUUAGCGAGGGACUCAGUACCUUUACAGCGCGGCGAAAUUGAGUGUUUGGGUGCAUUUCCUGUUAGACCUCGGCGUGUCUCGACAAGAAGUUCAGCCAUCGGUGGGGAACGUAAUGUCUGUGAAGUGAGUGGACAGGGUUGUGGUUCGAGAAUGGGAAAUUCUUCGAAUGAUGCGAUGAUGACCUCUGGGAUUAGGAUCGGAACCAGGAGAGCUGGCUCAGACUUGAAAACUUACGCCACAGGGGGUGGUAUCGUUGCCGAACCUUCUUCGAAGAGGAAGGGAUCCAAGAAGGAUGCUCCACCUGAUGUCAAACUUACACAACUCCGAGAAUUGAUGGAUAAAAAUGGAAUAGACGCUUAUAUUGUUCCCUCUGAAGACGCCCAUCAGAGUGAAUUUAUCGCAGAUUGCUUCAUGCGACGGGCUUUUAUAUCAGGAUUUACAGGAAGUGCAGGUUCUGUCAUCAUAUCUAAGGACAGAGCAUCAUUGUGGACGGAUGGACGUUACUUCCUCCAGGCUGAAAACCAGCUAGGUCCUCAUUGGACUCUCAUGCGGGCAGGAACCGCAGGAGUUCCUUCUAUGAGUGAGUGGUGCAGAGACAAUCUUCCUGAAGGCUCUGUAGUUGGAGUUGAUCCGUACUUGUUUACUUCAGAUGCAUUUGAAGAGCUGAAGAGAACAUUAGCGGAAAAGAAUCACAGCAUUAGUCUUCUAUACGACUGCAAUCUUGUGGAUCAAGUGUGGGGAUCUGCAAGGCCAAACCCUCCCAGUGCCCCUCUCAGGGUCCAUGACAUAAAGUAUGCUGGUGUUGAUGUUUCAACCAAACUUGCGAAUCUACGAAAAGAAUUGGUUUCAGUAGGUGCAACAGUUAUAGUUGUUACCAUGCUGGACGAAAUCGCUUGGCUAUUGAAUCUGAGAGGCAGCGAUGUGCCCUGCAGCCCUGUAACAUAUGCAUAUGUUGUGGUCGAGCUGGAAACUGCAACUCUCUUUGUGGAUGAAUCAAAAGUCACCCAUGAUGUUGCUCAACAGUUGGCCCAAGCUUCAGUUACUGUGAAACCUUACGAGUCUCUUGUUCCUGAAAUCAGAAAAUUAGCGCUCGAGGGAUCGAAGCUUUGGCUUGAUGCCUCAAGAGUCAGUGUUGCAAUAAAAAAUGCCUUCAACGACGCCUGCUUGCAGUAUUAUUCUAAUUUGGGCAGCCUAGAAGCAAGCAAAAGGGAACUCAAAGAAGCCAAUGGACCAGCAUCUCUGCACAGGAGUUCCCCUAUUUCUCUAUCGAAGGCAUUGAAAAAUGAUGCCGAGCUCGAGGGAAUGAAAAAUGCGCAUCUCAGAGAUGCUGCGGCCCUAACAGAAUUCUGGAGUUGGCUGGAACACAAGAUUGUCGUAGAGAAGCAGUCUUUAUCAGAGGUUGAAGUCACUGAACGGCUUUACGACUUCAGAGCAAAACAGUCAGGAUUUCUUGAUGUUAGUUUUGAGACUAUCAGCGGUUCUGGACCUAACGGUGCCAUAGUGCACUACAGAGCAGAAGCAGGCACUUGUGCACAAGUCGACGAACAUAACCUCUUCUUAUUGGAUAGCGGGGCUCAGUACGUUGACGGAACCACAGAUAUUACCAGGACUGUGCACUUUGGUGUGCCAACCCCGCGUGAAAAAGAAUGCUUCACCCGUGUCUUACAGGGUCAUAUUGCAGUAGAUCAAGCUGUUUUCCCUGAAUAUACUCCUGGAUUCGUGCUUGACGUGCUCGCUCGAAAUUCGCUUUGGAAGAUUGGGCUCGACUAUCGUCAUGGUACUGGUCAUGGGGUUGGAGCUGCUUUGAAUGUGCAUGAAGGCCCUCAAAGCAUGAGUGCUCGAUUCGGCAACAUGACUGGAUUGCAACCUGGCAUGAUCAUCAGUAACGAGCCAGGCUAUUACGAAGAUCGUGUCUUUGGUAUCCGCAUUGAGAAUUUGGUAAUUAUCAGAGAAGCCGAAACAGAAAAUCGCUUUGGGGGAGUCACCUUUUUAAGCUUUGAAAAGUUGUCGUUCGUACCAAUUCAGGCAAAAAUGCUGGAGUUGUCACUCCUGUCAGAUUCGGAAUUAACUUGGCUGAAUGAUUAUCACGCACAAGUCUGGGAAAAGGUUUCACCAUUGGUCGCUGGAGAUGCGCUAGAGUGGCUGCACAGAAACACUAGACCUAUCCAAAGACCUUCAGGAUCAAAGAAGCCACAGGAACUAUCCACUACCACAUCUGUAUGAUUUAACUGUAAAUAUAUUCAAAUGAAAAUUAGCACAACUAUGUUCUCUAUACCUGUAUUUGUUUUGGCACUUCGUUUUGCGUACUAGUAGGCUAUUCAAACAUACUAGUACGCAGAGAAGAAAAGAGUCGGGAAAGACAAAAGUUUCUCUUUGUGGGU
Molecule: messenger RNA, 2777 nt
Organism: Marchantia polymorpha subsp. ruderalis
Lineage: Eukaryota; Viridiplantae; Streptophyta; Marchantiopsida; Marchantiales; Marchantiaceae
Source: the annotation of a GenBank genome assembly